GCCACGGGACAGGUCGGGAAUAGCAAACUCAUCGGUGGCCAGAACAGUGCAAAACAAACAUUGCUAUUUGUCGAGCUCUUCAGAGCGGGGAUAAAACGAUAACAAAAGAUACUGAUCUGAUAAGCCCAUCCACUCUGCGGGUUCAGUGGCAGAUUUAUUUCCCCAUCAAAGUCAUAAGCUCUGCGAAGUUUCAACCGAUCAGUUACCACAAUGCGGAUCAGACUGCUGGUUAUCUGGAUUUCCUUGACUGUCCUACUUCAGUGGAGCAGGGCCCAGGAAGAAGGUGAACUCUUGGACAAAAAUGAAGACCAGCCAACGGCAAUAAAAGAAAAUGGUUUGGAAACGCCUGGGGAAAAUCAGUCUUUUAUGAGCACAACAAAUGUGCCUGCUAUUGACAAAGAGCCUGUCGAAGCGUCUAUGGGUACAGAAGAUAUACCAUCUGAUGGCAGCCAAGUAGGAGAGAUGGAUCAUCAGUCGGGAGAAACAAAUGUGGGCGCAGAAAAUCCUCCGGAAGGGACUACAAUGGAUCACAAAUCGGAAGAAGAUAAAACAGAGCCGGAAAAAGAUACUAAUACUAAUAAUUCUCCCCCACCAGAAAAUCCUGAAACUGUUCAAGAAACAGAAACAUCCGAGCACUCAGAUCAAUUGCCUACCGUAACUGAAGAACCAUCUUCAGGUGUGCUUCCCGAUGUGCCCACAAAACCAUUAACUUUGCCAACGGAGGAGUCACAUUCCGCAAACGAAACGGGAGGAUCUCCCGAUUACCAGGGUGAUGGACCUGAAGGCCCCCAAGAUGAGACCACACCUUCAACCACAAUUGGAACCACUUUAAAACCAGCAUCGCCCCCACUUCCCGACCCAUUGAGAUGCUACUCCUGCACGUUCUGCAAUAAGAUAACAACAUCAGAACCCAAGUCAUACUGCCCUCCGAUUCCGGGAACAAGAAAUGGAUGCCGUACCAUGCUCGUUCUAGAUCCCAAUCUCAUUCCGGGUAAAAAUAGUUACAUAAACCGAGGCUGCAUAUCCGAAUUGGGAAAUUCGUUUUCUUCUUACUGCGAUAAAAAUAAGGAACUCUGUCCCACGUGCUACGAAAACGAUUGCAAUGUUCAUAAUAUGACUCAAUUCGAAAACACUUUGCCGGCUUCUGGUGCUGCCGCCCAUCAUCUGGUGGCCCCUUUUCUAAUCUUUAGCAUCUAUUUAUUCAGUUGGGCAGGUGCUUGAAUGCAAAAAUCACAAUCACAAAAGCGCAACUCUGAGUCACAACAAUUAAUAAGUUCAUAAAGCUUGGCGCACUUAAAAAUCGAUAAGUAUGACUAAUAAUUAACAUCGCAGAUUAGAUCGGCGGUCUGUCUAGAUAAUUUGGAUUUAUCUAUAAAAUACAUAAGUAUAAUAAUAUCAAAUGGUUUG
Molecule: messenger RNA, 1407 nt
Organism: Drosophila elegans
Lineage: Eukaryota; Metazoa; Arthropoda; Insecta; Diptera; Drosophilidae
Product: zonadhesin
Exons: 1
Coding region: 211-1221 (336 amino acids)
Source: RefSeq, a predicted model, not a curated record